AAAAAACCCCGUACAAUUAUCGGAGCAUAUCGGUACACGGGGGUUAACGGCAUAAUUUUAAUAUGCUUAACGACCAAAAUAACGGUUACAAAAUACCGUACGCUCCGUAUAAUUGUUUUUAAAAAAGGGCAAAUAAAUAAAGUCCUAAUUAUUGCUUUAUUGGAAAUCGAUAACUUUCCGCAACGGGAACGCGUUGCAAAUACUUAUAUAAAGCAAAAAAAAAGCAAUGUUCGUUUUGGGAGCAAAUCCAUUAAAAUUAAAAGCGUUACGGCGGCGUUUGUUGCGCGCUUUACGUUUUUUUUCGGCGAAAGUUUUUUUAUUGCAACGGUUAAAACCCGCCGGGGGGUUACCGGUAAAACGUUUGCGGGAAUCUUAAAAAGCUGCAAGCGCAAAAGGGCCCAAUGGACCCGCAAUAUUUAA
Messenger RNA from Gaeumannomyces tritici R3-111a-1, 420 nucleotides. RefSeq lists its product as hypothetical. The record is from RefSeq and is a predicted model, not a curated record. The transcript has a single exon. The annotation marks the transcript as partial. NCBI's taxonomy places the organism in Eukaryota, Fungi, Ascomycota, Sordariomycetes, Magnaporthales, Magnaporthaceae.